AUGCCCGCUUCCCCCCGGCCCAGUGACCCCGACAACACGGCUGGACAGCAGAGAAAUGGCACGCCGGGCAAGAAGAUGGGCGCGACGGACAAACAAGCAGCCAUGGACGGCAAGGACUUUGCCAAGGCCAUUGGCAUCAACAAGCCCGCCAACGUGCGCGACAAGAUAAAGCGCUGGCAGCAGGAGGUCGACCCCGACGCCGCGAGCAAAGAAGGCGCCGGCGCAUCCGCCUCAGAGACCUCCACCAAGCCCGCCGCCUCGCCCAAGCCCGUGACCACGCCCAAGCCGAAACCUCACGACGACAAGCCCAACUGGAAGCCUACACAUGAGCGCGGAAAGUCGGUCGGCGCCAGCCCAGAGCGCCCGGGCAGCGCGAAAAAGACGCCUGUCCCCCACAAUGAACUCGACGAGGACCUGCUCACGGCAACAGCGCCUAAGAAGCGCGUUAUCAGCGACUCGCACUGGCGCGCCAAAAUGUCACCACCCAAAGAAGCCGCCGGCCGCCCACAGCCAAAGACGAUCCCCAACGCCUGGGUGCGCCCCUCGAGGAUCAUCCCCAAAAAGCCCGCAAGCCCUGAGCUCAAGCCCAUAGCUCCCUUCACGCCCCAGUCAAACCCUCUCUUACCUCUCGCGGAAUACAUAGGCAAGAGCACAGGACAGAAGAAACCCCCGCCGAAGCCACGCAGACCGUCGAAACCGUCGAGCUCAGAGAACGAACAACGCCCGGCUAGCAGUGGGGCAGGAAGUGGAAAGACUGCCAAGAGCGACGAGACGCCAUCAGACCCUACUUCGCCCCAGCCCGAGAAAGAGAAGACGGAGAUGGUGAGGAUGCGGCGUAGCAGACGGCGCGCGCGCACAUCACCCCGCGCAUCCAUGUCGGCAGAGGACCUCAUGCCCUUCACGCCCUGGACCCGGCCUCCAGGACGCAGGUCGGGCUCAGUACAGAGCGACGACCCCCACAACAUGGUCACGGUCGAGUACGCAGAGAGCUCUGCCCCAUCGCUCAACGAGAGCCGCAUUACGUCACCCCGGGACGACGAGCUGCGAGAGAGACGGCGCCGGCGUCGACCGAGAAGUAACGGUGCUCGCACAGAAGACGAGAGCACCAAACCCGCGCCAAAGCCUUCACGGAAGAAGAGUCGCAGGUCCUACCCAAGGACCCAGGAAGAAGCUGCAACACCCUUGAUCAUUCCAGCAGCCCCAGAGACGACCACUCCCACCAAGGCCACGGGAAGCCGCUUAGAAGCCUGGCUCAGCAGCACACCCGACCCUCUGGCAGAGUCGAAACCCCGACGCAGACGCAAGUCCAAGGACUCUGUGUCGAGCCCAGAGUCCGCCUCAAAGGCCGGGAAAUCAGACGUCACAGCAUCCACGGACGCCACACAAGAGAUCCCAGUCAAGAAGACGCGCUCGCGCCGCAGGCGGAAGUCCAAGGAAUCCGUAUCCUCCCUCGACCUGCCCGCCACCGUCGAUGCAUCGGAGGUCACUGCCUCAGAGGUCACUACCUCCACCAGGACAACACAAGAUGAGUCACGCAAGAGGUCACCAAGGAGGAGAAGGUCGAAAGACUCAGUCUCGUCUGUUGAUUUGCCUUACAAGGCCGAAAAAUCAGACGUCAGCGCGUCCACUGAUGCGACAAGGGAAGAGCCGAUCGAGAAGCUCCGCCGCCGUAGUAGUGGUAGCGGUAGCAGACGGCGAAGAAGACGAUCGAGCCGCGAGAUGACCAUCAAUACCCAGGAUCUCGACGAGACCCCAUCUACGGUCGUCUCGGAUAAUACGACAGAGACGACAACUCAAGACCAGGAAAGUGAGGUCUCCGUCACUCCAACACCUUCACUGAAGCGCCGUGGUGCAAAGCGCGGCCAGUACUCUCCCACCAAAGGCCGAUCUAUGUCUUCUCCUCUCCGUGAGACUACGUCGAUAGACGACAUACCCAAGGAUGAUAUCACCGACUUGGAUACUGCUUCCUCCGCCCCUUCUUCCUUCGUCGACGCACCUGUACUUGACGCCAUGCCUAAGCCUCUGCGACCGCGACAACUUCUAGGACCGCGUAUGUUCCCUUCGACUGGCAAGCGCCUUUCAACCAUUGCUUCCCAGUCAGCGCGAUCCUCCCAGGCACCAGCUUCUGAUACAAUCACGACCAUCUCCGAGGAACCAGGUACUGGUCACGGAGCACCUGCAUCAGAAGUAGGUUCAUACUUGAACCCGGAAACCUCGACCAUUAUCAGUCGCCAGAGUACCCGACGGAGGAAGCUUGCCAGGCAUGAGGAUCUUAUAUCAGUGCUUUCCAUGCCCAAGGCAAGUUCGAAGAGCAUCGUCUCUGCCAGAAGUAUCCGUACCAACAGAAGCCGCCUUGCCACUGCCACUGUCGACGACAUCAUGAAAGAGCUCUCCUCUGAUGAAGCCAAAUAUAUGAGAGAGCUUCGCACCCUGGUCGAUGGUGUCAUCCCAGUCCUUCUGAGCUGCGUUCUCUCCAAGUCCGAGUCCGCUAUCGCUGCUGGCCUAUUCUCUCGCUCCUCCAAGUCCGACCCCAGUGAAGUUACUAAGCCAAUCGUCGACAUGGGUGUCUGCUUAGAGCGACUUAAGAACCUGCACAAGCGCGUCCCCAGAGAGGACUCCGACGCACUUGUUUCCUGGGCUCAGAGUGCACAACGAGUGUACUCUGACUACAUCGCUGCGUGGCGUCUCGGCUUCCAAGAUGUCGUAAUCAGUCUUGCGCCGGCAGACGACGACCCCUUCAAGCCCGCAAAGGUCGUCAAUGGACCAGAUGACGGUGCCCCAUGGGACGAGGGUAUGCCGCGAAACGCUGAAGGAUAUGUAGUCAACAGUGAUGGCGAGCGUGUCGACGUCGCCUAUAUGCUCAAACGCCCACUGGUUCGACUCAAGUAUCUGUCGAAGAGUUUGAAGGGCAUCAAUCAUGUGAAACCUUCAGAGCGCGUCGAGCAAAUCUCGAAGAUUUUCCAAGACCUAGUUACGGCAGCACGCAAACGGUCGAACGACGAACAAGCCCGCCUCGAAGACGAAGCCGCGGCUAGCGUUGAUCCCACUCGUGCACGCGAUCCCCGAAGUCUCGCCCCUCUCGCCGGCGUCCGGGUCGAUUCUACGCGUUGCGUGCGAGCCAGAGACCACUUCGACUUACACUUGUUCCAUUCGAGUGGUCAAGAAAUGAGUUGUCGCGUUGAGAUCUUACUCCGCGACAACGCACCAGGUACAGGAGCUGGAGGCGACCUUCUUUUCUGCGAAGUCGAUCCUACAGGACGAUGGUUGCUCCUCCCACCUGUUCACCUCAGCAAUGCAUCAGCACGGAACGGCGACCUAAAGGGCGAAAUAAUUGUCAUGAUCCGUGGAAAACAAAACGAUGGAUCGGAGUGGAGCGAGGUGAUGUCUUUGAUUUCUGAUGAUGAACAAGCUGGCUUCGAGUGGGUACAGAUGCUCGGUCUCAACCCCAUCCCACCUCAAAUCUCCGAAGUCAGGAAGAACCAGGCCACACCUACCACACACAGGCCGACCAGCAGCCAUGGAUCGUCGUCUCUACUUUCAGCUGCGACUGAAUCGACACCUCCACAGAAGAGCAGGACACCCAGCCCACAUGAAAUUGACAUACCUAUUGGCGAGCAACAUACUGAAGUAUCAAAAGUAUGGCACUAUGACACACCCGAUAGGCGCAACCAAUCCCGCACCAUCUCGCCUAUAACUCCGCCCAGUCACGAUGACUUUGUCUUUGGCAAGAUAGACGACUCAGAGCCCCACACACCCACGGAUGCCAUGCAGACAGCAUAUCAACUCCUCGAUGAUCCUGAUCCUGAUCGAACUCCCCGUGGUCUUGACGAGGCGGUGCGAAAUGAGGGCACUGGAUCGCCUUCGAGUUUGAAGCGGACAAGGGCUAAGAGGCUAUCUAAGAACCCUACCCUUUCUUCACAUUCAGCACGGCCGUCCCGCCAGAUCACUCUCGAAGAUCCGGUAGAGCCAGAGAAAAUCCAAGCGCCAGUACCACAGUCCAAGCCACGCCGAAAAUCCACUAAAAAGCGACCUCAAAAGAGCUAUAGUGUCUGGAUGCCAUCUUCUCAAGUUGGUGAUUCCGAAGAUUCCGAAGAAUCGUACAGCUCUGAAGAGGACAACAAUACCACAACCAUGGAUUCGGAGAUUUCACCACCCGGCUCGCCUCCCUCGCCGCAACGUCCACAGGCACAUAGGCGAGUCUCGUCCGUUCCCUCGCUAGAAUUACCGAGCAUUCCAAGGCAAAGGAAAUCAAGCCGGCCCUCCACGCCAUCGCAGGAUCAAGAAGAUGACGAUGACAAUCUUCGGGAAGUCUCAGCCUCCGCACCAUCGAAGCUGCAAGGCAAGAAACACGACAUAGUUGUCGAUGAUAUCGUGGAACCCAAAGCAGAGGUCGAAGAGCCGCCGCCAACACCGCCGCAUCGAUCGCCCAGUCCAGCAACUCCUGUGACGCUCAAGGGAAGUAAAACACCAGUGUUCACUCCGACGUUACCUGGUUUCAAGAACAAACGCCGGUCAUCGUCACCCCUGAAGCAUGAGUAUGAGCCAUCUACCUGCACAGAGGAGUCAAGCGAGAGCGAGGAGGACACUGCUUCUGAGGAUGAGGUGGACGAUGAAGAUGAAGAAAGCCUCACCUCGGAGUCGUCUGAAGACGAGUUAGAUGACGAUGUUCCCAUGCCACUUAUGCCGAUCGGAUACCUUGGGCCACGCGGGUAUCCCGGACGCUCAUAUACCACCGGUAGAGAAGCCAGUCGUCCCACUUCAGCAGAGAAGGGUGAGAAGGUAGAGGAUGAGACCAAGAAGUUCCCCAAAGUCUCACCUCCUGCAUCAAUCUACACGCUCCCCAACGGCACUAUCACCCCGUCACAAUCCGCGUCGAACACUCCAUACAGAGCAGUUCCGCAGGGUUCCGGCAAAGCCUCGAAGACCAUCGCAUCCAUCUUCGCUUGGUCCGAUGCUGGCCGAUGGGAUAGUUUGCAUCCAGACGAAUGUAGCAUCGUCGUUACGCCAGGUAAGAUCGAGGUCUUCGAGAUCACGAUCAACCACUCCAAGCCUUUCCUGGCCGACGGCGACGAGAUCAUCACCCCCGAGGGAGGUGCUCCCCUUGUUGCGGUUGAGCUUACCCCUCUGGUGCCGUUGCGCAAAUCAACGGCCAUUGAUAUCUCCAUUCGCUCCCCACCCACCGCAGAAUCGCGCAUCAAAGCUGGCAACAACAUCAUGCUGAGGAGUCGCAAUGCAGCUGAGUGCGCCCAACUAUACGCCAUGAUCAACCAGUCUCGUAUCAACAAUCCUACCUACAUUGCGCUUCAGAACGCCCGCGGCCCCUACGGGCAAUCAAGCUGGGCCGAAGCAAUGGACCGUCAGAACGCGGCUAGGACAAGCGCUGAGUCUUCUGGCUGGCUCGGAGGUACGCUAGGUAGGAGAAGCAGCUACCGCAAGUCAAGCACACGCGCUGCCUCUAUUUCCGCAGCGACUGAGUCCUCCGUUGGGACCAUGAACUCUGCCCUCCGCUCUGCACUAGGCCGAUUUUCAUUCGGCAAGAGCGGUGUCUUCAGCAUCCGCAACUCAACGCUCGGGUCUCGCAGCACUGGCUCCUCAUUCGACAGUGGCUCCAACUCCAGACCCGGCUCGGGCGCUUCCACCCCAACCGGCGACGUCGUACGAGCGCCCGGUGCACCAGCUGGAAUCACGAACACCAAGUGCAGGCUUUACGAGCGAGAGUCACUCAAGAAAUGGCGUGACAUGGGCAGCGCACGACUAACAAUAAUGCUGCCCUCACCCAACCCAAGCGUGCCAUCCUCGCCUACGAACCCACGUCAGCGCGCACCUGGUAUCAGGGAUCAUACCCAGGAGCGACGCAUCCUCCUUACUGGUAAGAAACACGGCGAAAUACUCCUUGACGUCACUUUGUCCGAGACGUGCUUCGAGCGCGUCGCACGCAGUGGUAUUGCAGUAAGCGUAUGGGAAGACCAUUUGAACGAAGAUGGUCAGGUCGGCGGCGUAGGCAAGACCGGUGGAGUCUUAGGCGCCAGAGCGAGAGUCUUCAUGGUGCAAAUGAAGAGUGAGAGGGAGUGUGCUUACUGCUUCAGUCUACUGGGUAAGCUGAGGUACUAG
Molecule: messenger RNA, 6111 nt
Organism: Alternaria rosae
Lineage: Eukaryota; Fungi; Ascomycota; Dothideomycetes; Pleosporales; Pleosporaceae
Exons: 2
Coding region: 1-6111 (2036 amino acids)
Cellular component (GO): nucleus; site of double-strand break
Source: RefSeq, a predicted model, not a curated record